This is a messenger RNA of Helianthus annuus (common sunflower), 1461 nucleotides long. RefSeq names its product zinc finger MYM-type protein 1-like. The transcript is spliced from 3 exons. Lineage: Eukaryota; Viridiplantae; Streptophyta; Magnoliopsida; Asterales; Asteraceae. The record is from RefSeq and is a predicted model, not a curated record. The coding region runs from base 1 to 1461 and encodes 486 amino acids.
AUGGCACCUAAACAAGCAUCCGAAUGGCAAAAACGUCAAAAGAGGAAACGACUAGAUGAAUUGGUGAAGUCACAAAAGGGUGCUAUGCAAAAAUUUUUGACACCUAAUCCGCCUAUUGUUGAUGUGGAAAAGGAGCAAAACGUUGAUGUUGAAGUAGAACGGGAACACGAGGAAGUAGAACAAGAGCAAGAACGUGUGGAAGUAGAAGACGAGCAAGACGAAGAACAUGUUGAAAAACGAUUUUCAGCAACUAUUUAUACAAGAACAUUAUCAAACUUGAAGAAGUGUGAUAGAGAAUGGCUAGUAUAUUCGAAAGAGCUAGAUAAGAUGUUUUGUUUUUGUUGCAAAGUGUUGAGAAAUGGGGCGCCAAAAGGUAGAUUGGGAGGUGUAGGUUUUGAUUAUUGGCACCAUGCUACCGGUAGAGUGAGAGAACAUGAAGUUUCUUUAGAUCAUCUCAUAAAUACGAAAAAGUGGUUUGAUUUGCGCAAAAGAUUGAAAUCGGACGACACAAUUGAUAAAUUUCAAUAUGAGCAAUUCAAGAAGGAAGCGGAAUAUUGGAAACAAGUCCUUUUUAGAAUCAUUGCGCUAAUCAAGUUUCUUGCUAAGCAUAAUUUAGCAUUUCGUGGAAAUAAGGAAAAGUUAUACGAAAAAGGUAAUGGAAAUUUCUUGGGUCUAGUUGAGAUGUUGGAAGAGUUUGAUCCGGUUAUCAAAGAGCAUGUUCGGCGGAUCACUAGUGACAAUAUUCAUGUGCAUUAUCUUGGACACAAGAUCCAAAAUGAGAUAAUAGUUAUGCUUGCUGAUGAAAUUAAAAAAGAACUCAUUAAGAACAUAAAAGAAGCAAAGUACUACUCAAUCAUACUGGAUUGUACCCCCGAUUCUAGUCACAAAGAACAGAUGACUAUAAUAGCGAGGUAUGUAAAGUUCUCAUCUAAUUCUAUUAUUGUUAAGGAGUCAUUUUUGGGGUUUUUGAAUGCUAAUGAUACCACUGGGAAGGGACUAUUUGAUGUAACUUAUGCAGAGUUACAAAAUCUUGGUCUUGAAAUUGAUAAUAUGCGUGGCCAAGGAUAUGACAACGGGGCAAAUAUGAAAGGGUCACAUCAAGGAGUCCAAAAGAGAUUUUUAAAAGAAAAUCCAAGAGCAUUUUACACUCCUUGUGGUAGCCAUUCACUUAACCUUACAUUAUGUGAUAUGGCUUAUAGUUGUGUUAAAGGAAAGAGUUUUUUUGGACACGUCCAACGGAUUUAUACUAUUUUUGCAAAUUCUAUCAAUCGUUGGCAAAUUUUGAAAGAUAAUGUGAAAAAUUGGAGUCUAAAGUCAUUAUCUCAAACUCGUUGGGAAAGUCGUUUUGAGAGUGUUAAGGCAAUCAAAUUGCAACUUGAUGAUGUGCGGGAAACUUUGCUUGAAGUUGGAGAGACAGAUAGUGAUGCUGCAAUUGCAGAGGAAGCAUUAGCUUUAGCAUAA